GGGAAUGGUGCAUCGUGUACCGCGGUGCAGUUGCAGUUCGCCGAUGAAGUUCAUCGAGUGCGUAGAUACCGUUAAACGUCUUUGAUCGAGAGCACUUUCUAGACUUAUAAGCGCGACCUUAAUACGGCGGUCUCGUCGAACAGUCGCGAUUUGGACGUGAUAUUGUCAGGAUGGACCGUUGGACAGGUAAAGUGGCAGUUGUUACCGGCGCCAGCUCCGGAAUCGGAGCAGCCAUUGCGAAACAACUCGUACGAAAUGGGAUGACGGUAGCAGGGCUAGCCCGAAGGGUCGACAAGAUGAAGGAGCUCGCAGAGAGCCUCGAAGACUGUCCCGGGAAGCUUCACCCCGUCGAAUGCGACGUCUCGAAAGAGGAAAGUGUUGUUUCUGCUUUCGCGUGGGUACAGGAGAACUUGGGCUCUGUGAACGUGUUGGUGAAUAACGCCGGGAUUACGAAAGAAUCCUCUUUAAUAGAUGGGAAUCUGGAGGAUUGGCGCGCGGUUCUCGAUGUAAACGUGCUAGGAUUGUGCGUUUGCACGCGAGAAGCUGUUCGAAUGAUGAGAGAAGAAGGUGGAGAGGGUGUCGUAAUUAACGUGAACAGUCUGGCUGCAGAACGUGUCCCUUUUAUUCCUGGAUUUUCGAUUUAUCCAGCCUCGAAGAGGUCUAUUGCUGCCCUGGCUCAGACUCUGCGACACGAACUCACUGGAACCCGAAUACGAGUCACGGGUAUCAGUCCAGGACUUGUCGCGACGGAGCUCAUGAUAGCCUACAGCACAUACUCCGAGGAAGCUUUAGCAACGUUCCCAACAUUAGAUCCAGACGAUGUGGCCGCAGCAGCGGUUUACAUUUUAUCGUCUAACCCUCACGUUGUUGUUCAGGACAUCGUGUUGCGGCCUCUUGGCGAAUCCUGCGAAGACGUACGAGAAGCAAGAAUGUUGUACAAGCAAGCCGAGAAUAUCGUUCUUCUAGGGGAUACUCAUCCGAGUGUGUUGAAGAUGAUCACGAAAGGACUCUAUCUGCAGCCGCGAUUUCACGGUUUUUACGGUCUGAUCGGCGAGAUGUAUCGUCGCGAUGGGAAAUGGUCGAAAGCUAUACACAGCUACGAGAAGGGGCGACAGGUGACACAAUUCGAUGCCACGAUAUCGGUCGACGAGGCAAGUAUGUUGUACAACGAUGAAUUGAUCUAUUGCUAUACCAGACGAGGAAAUUGGUACUACGAUAACGCGCGGCUUUGGGAUGCUUUAUGCGACUAUGAGCAAGUCUUUCAGUUGAGGUCGUCGACCGUGUGCAAGAUGGAUGCACAGGAAAAACUUCUAAACGUUCUGCGUAAGCUCGACAAGUACGAAUUGUUCCUACGUUAUUGGAACGAUUUCGCACGCGGUGCCGAAGGCGACCGAUUGUCCACUCUUCUAACGAUGUACGCUGAUUACAAGAUCUAUUUAAAUGACAUGGGGAUGGCCAGGCGCAUGUUGAUGAAGGCCCUUCAGUUGAGAAAUACGAACGAGCGCGCUCAGGAGUUGUUGCAAGUUGUGUACGAUAACGGCGACUUCCUAAUGACUUCCACGUUACUAUGGUGCAUGCACGGUUACUAUGACAAGGCCUUAGUCACCAUGGACAAAGCGUUAGAUUGCAACCCGUACAACCCGGGAUUCACUAUGUUGAAAGCAGUUAUUUUACGAUUAUCCGGACGAUUGGAUGCGGCAGCUACCUGGUUGCAAAGCAUUAGUCGGAACUUGUCGAAAAUGGUAGACCCUAUUUCGAAGGAUGAGGAGUUGAUGUUGGGAAAGCUUUCAGUUUGUGAGGCGAGGAUAGAGAUGAUCAAACAGUGGCACAUGAUACAAUACGAGAAGGCGAUCCAGUGUAUGUUGCAGGACAACCUGGAGUCUGCGGCACAUAUUAUUUACAAGUGUAAAUUAACUAAAUUCGCACCAGAAGCCCACGUGCUUCUUGGCGACUGCUUCCUAAGACGUGGGGACUUAGAUUUGGCGCUAGAGUCGUACCUAAAGUAUCGAACGAUGGCGCGAGAAUCGCAACAUCCUAUGCAGAAUAUCGACGUGAUCCAACGAAUAAUUGAUAUCCUGAACGAGGAUGCAGAACGGGCGAUAAGAUGCGGCCGUUCGAAAAAAGCAGUUGAACUAGCAGAUCAAGUGAUCCAAAUACUUAAUGAAGAUCAAUUAGCUUUGAAUAAGUUAGGAGUGCAACGAGGCUAUGCUCUUUUGAACAAGACUCGCGGUAUCGUGAAGCUGAAUCAGUCUUCAUUCGCUUUUGUGCUCAGUAAGCAACAAAUUUUAACAACUACCAUGGAAAUGAAAAUGUGGUCUGAAAAGGUUGCACUAAUCACCGGCGCUAGCUCCGGCUUGGGCAGAUCCUUGAUUGAGGCCAUGGUCAUCAAAGGUAUGAAGGUCGUGGCCAUUGCUCCUUCCGUUGACAUCAUAAAGGACCUCGUUGAUGAACUGAAGAACAAACCUGGCAAGCUCUACACUCUUCCGUGCGAUCUGACCAGCCAGGACGACAUUUUGCGUCUUAUGGAAUGGAUUGAGAAGAACUUGGGAGCUGUGGACAUCCUAAUCAACAAUGCCGCCAUCAACUUGAAACUGACGAUGCAGAACAGUGACAUGGAGGACUGGAAGAAAAUCUUGGAUGUGAAUCUUUUGGGACUCACAUGCAUGACCAAGGAGGUCCUGAAGAUGAUGAAAAAGAAGGGAAUUGAUAAUGGUAUGAUCAUGAACAUCAACGAUGCUUACUCAUGGAAGAUGCUAAUUGCCCGUGAACAGCUGUGGUCCCCAGCAUACAUUGCCAGCAAGGCGGCGAUGGCAGCGAUGACUGAAUAUCUCCGCGCUGAAUUAGCACUGCUCAAAUCCAACAUCAAGGUCAUGAAUAUCUCUUCUGGUAUGAUGGAGUCCAACAUGCCUGCUCAGUGGCUGAAAGAGAACCCAAUGACGGCCUUAAAUCCCAAGGACGUUGCAGACUGUAUCCUGUUCGUACUGCAGACUCCAGAAAACUUGCUGAUCAGGGACAUGACCAUCACACCCAUCCGUGAAAUGAUGUAGACUCGAGGAGCAGGCUCCUUUUUGUUAUUCGGUUACCACAUAAAACUAUGCCAGGCAGCACUUUGUACAUUUGCAAAUAAACAGCUUGCACAAUA
Megalopta genalis is the source of this 3142-nucleotide messenger RNA. RefSeq names its product short-chain dehydrogenase/reductase. The record is from RefSeq and is a predicted model, not a curated record. Gene Ontology annotation, molecular function: protein binding; oxidoreductase activity. NCBI's taxonomy places the organism in Eukaryota, Metazoa, Arthropoda, Insecta, Hymenoptera, Halictidae.